Symbiodinium sp. CCMP2592 is the source of this 621-nucleotide messenger RNA. Lineage: Eukaryota; Dinophyceae; Suessiales; Symbiodiniaceae. The record is from the annotation of a GenBank genome assembly.
AUGCACGACUUUCGUGAAGAAGGCCGGCGACUGCUGGAGUUUCAGAGACUUCAUCCCCACAGCUCUUUCCGCGACUGCGAUGUUGUCUUCUGCCAUCCGCGAACGGGUGCUGUCGUAUUCGUCGGGAGCUACGUCGCUGCCAAAGAUGCAGCGUUCUUGCAGGAGUACCAGAUCCGGCACAUUGUGAAUUGCCAGGAGCCAUCUUCUGAGAACUAUUUCGAGGGGGAGACCGGCUUCGAAUAUUUCCGCUUUAAUGUGGCGAACUGGAAGCGGCAGCCGGACACAGAGACCUCCGAAGGCGCGCGGCGCUUCGUCUCCGCAGUGCUCGGCUUCUUGGAUGCUGCUCUCGACGACGGGAACAACGUACUGGUGCACUGCUACGCUGGAGCGCAUCGUGCUGGCACCACGGCAGUGGCGUACCUCAUGCACGCGCAUGGCAUCAGCUUCGCGCAGGCACUGCGCCGAGCCCAGCAGCGGAGACCUGUGAUCAAUCCGAUCGGUCGACUCAGUGAACUGCUGACGUUGCUGGAGCUUCGGUUUGCCCUGUGUGAUGCAGUGAUUCAAGAGGUUCAGGUUGCGUACGGAAAUUGGGGAGUUGCUUACCAGCUGUCCUUGCGAUAA